Gloeophyllum trabeum ATCC 11539 is the source of this 1227-nucleotide messenger RNA. RefSeq lists its product as uncharacterized. Bases 1 to 1227 code for a protein of 408 amino acids. The transcript is spliced from 6 exons. NCBI's taxonomy places the organism in Eukaryota, Fungi, Basidiomycota, Agaricomycetes, Gloeophyllales, Gloeophyllaceae. The record is from RefSeq and is a predicted model, not a curated record.
AUGUCGGACGCCUCGACCAGCGACCAGAAGCUCUCCGUCGCCGCCUUUCUCAAGGUUCUCACCGACCAUGGCAUGCCAGUCCCAAGGGCGAUGGCUGCCGCGGGCAAGAUACUGAAGAAAUGGAACACCCGUGCGGACUUGGGCAUGCUGACGAACUCUAUGCUUGCGUUUGCGGGCGUGGACGACAAGAAGGACCGGAGGAUGGUCCUUGAGGCGCUGAAGAAGGCGGGGAUCAAGGAGACUGCGCCGAAGAGGAAGCCUGUUGGGAGCAGCAGUACCAGUGAGUCCGCCGGCCCGUCCUCGUCUGCCUCGGUGGCUCCCCCGCCGAGAAAGAGACGGAGGAAGGAUGAAGAAGGCAACGAGUUCCUGCCGGGCAAGCCUGCGGACGAACUCGAAGGAGCAUCGUUCGGCAGUCUGGAGUUCAAGGAAAUAAUAGAUGAAGAGGCAAGCUCGGGUCGCUUCAUCAUCCUUUUGCUGCGGACAAAGUCAACCGUGAUCAACCGCGCUCCGAUUAUGAUGGCCUGGGCCACCGUAGUCGCUGAGCGACUGGGCUUUAAACGUGAAGAAGCGCUGAGCAUCGCGUCCGUGUAUACCGAAAUGAACGCAGUAACCAAAGGCGUCUCCAUUGGCAUAUAUGGACAGAGCAAGAAGAGCGAAAUACCUGAACCAAGCAAGGGAGGCAUGCAGCCGUACGUGGAGCUCAUGGGCAGGAGUCCACUCUACCAAACCGCGUCCAACGCGUGGCUCGGCAUGGCAGCCAACAAACCCACCCCUCCAAGCUCUGCAUACUCCUACAUCACCCGCUCCCUCCGCCAAACCGCGCCGCACGUCCUCGGCGCUAUGCGCCUGUUAGCCGAGAGCUACGAACCCGACGAACUGAACAGGAAAGGCUUCGGCCUGUACUGCGAGUUCAGACCCGAAGUCGGCGGGUGGGGCGAGAGAGGCGAGGUCAAAUGCGAGACUAUCUUGCAGCUGAGGAAGAAGAAGCAGGAGGACCCGAGUGGCGGGGUCAAGUUGGAAGAAGGAGAGACGGACCGUGAAGCCCUGUCAUCAUCGACCACUGAAGCAGGGCCUCCCGUCAAGCAAGAGCCUGAGGCAAACCAAAUAGCCCCCAAAGUAGAAGUACCACAGGCGAAGCCUCUCGAUGCCAGGGCGUCAGAACCGCCAGAUGAAUUUGCAGACCCAGAGUAUGACGCUAUUGACUUCAGUGCGCUCGAGAUACCCUAG